Cryptomeria japonica (Japanese cedar) is the source of this 711-nucleotide messenger RNA. Its product is annotated as subtilisin-like protease SBT1.5. Lineage: Eukaryota; Viridiplantae; Streptophyta; Pinopsida; Cupressales; Cupressaceae. The coding region runs from base 1 to 711 and encodes 236 amino acids. Gene Ontology annotation, molecular function: serine-type endopeptidase activity. Gene Ontology annotation, biological process: proteolysis. The transcript has a single exon. The record is from RefSeq and is a predicted model, not a curated record.
AUGGCCCCUGAAGCUAGACUGGCCAUCUACAAAGCCUGUUGGCAAAAUUACUGCUACGACGUAGACACAGUUGCUGCUAUGGACCAAGCUGUUGCUGAUGGCGUCGACAUCAUUUCUAUCUCAAUUCACUCGUCAGGUGAUUUGCCAUUUGACCAGGAUGUUAGAGGUAUCGCUGCGUUAGGAGCCAUGGAAAAUGGUGAUUUUGUUUCGGCAGUUGCAGGCAACUAUGGACCUUAUUCGUCUACUCUUAGUAACACGGCGCCCUGGAUGACUACCGUGGGUGCGAGCAGCAUCGACAGAGAUUUCCCUGCUUCUCUAGUACUGGGCAACCAGGUUAUAUUGAGAGGCACCUCUACAUUCAAAGGAGAUGGAAAAUUGCAGGGGCCAUUCCCUCUGGUUUACGUAUCCACUAACAAUAGCUCAAGGCGUUGCCUUGAUGGCAGCCUUGAUCCCGAUUUGGGGAAGGGUAAAAUCGUUGUGUGCGAUCAGUUGCUAUUCUCCUACAACGAUGAUGAGUACGGCCCUCGGUGGAAGGGUAACGUAGUGGCCAAAGCAGGGGGUGCAGGAAUGAUAGUUGCAAAUGAAAGGCUGAUUGGGACCCAGCAGGGAUUCAUGGACACUUUUAAUUUGCCUGCCAUCACUGUUAGUUUUACAGUUGGAGAAAUAAUCAAAGGCUAUAUAAAGAGCACCGCCAAUAAUGCCAUGGCCUAA